Messenger RNA from Salvelinus namaycush (lake trout), 768 nucleotides. RefSeq names its product homeobox protein Dlx1a-like. Bases 1 to 768 code for a protein of 255 amino acids. The record is from RefSeq and is a predicted model, not a curated record. Lineage: Eukaryota; Metazoa; Chordata; Actinopteri; Salmoniformes; Salmonidae. Gene Ontology annotation, molecular function: DNA-binding transcription factor activity, RNA polymerase II-specific; RNA polymerase II cis-regulatory region sequence-specific DNA binding. The transcript has 3 exons. Gene Ontology annotation, biological process: negative regulation of transcription by RNA polymerase II; embryo development; cell differentiation.
AUGACAAUGACUACAAUACCAGAAAGUCUUAAUAGCCCUGUCACAGGAAAACCCGUUUUCAUGGAAUUUGGGCCACCGAGUCAACAAAUGUCGCCUUCCUCAAUGUCUCACGGACACUAUUCCAUGCACUGUUUACAUUCUGCUGGUCAUACUCAACACGAGAGCUCGUACAGUCCAGCCUCAUCUUUUCCUAGAUCUUUAGGUUAUCCAUACGUUAACUCCGUCGGCAGCCAUUCCUCAAGUCCAUAUCUCAGUACAGUGCAGUCGUACCAAAACAGCUCGGCACUAACACAGACACAGUUAGAAGAUACAGCACCAGAGACAGAGAAGAACACAGUUGUAGAAGGCGGAGAGGUGCGGUUCAAUGGGAAAGGGAAAAAGAUUCGCAAACCAAGGACUAUCUAUUCCAGUUUGCAGCUACAGACUCUAAACAGAAGAUUUCAACAAACUCAAUAUUUGGCACUGCCAGAGAGAGCCGAGCUGGCAGCUUCAAUGGGACUCACGCAAACACAGGUAAAGAUUUGGUUUCAAAAUAAGCGAUCGAAGUUCAAGAAACUGAUGAAGCAAGGUGGUGGAACAAUUGACAACAACACUUUAGCCCAGUUUAAUGGUCGCAUAUCUUCGACUGGCUCUCCGGUAGCACCGGUUUGGAGCUCACCGACCACGGUGAAAACAUCCGUGGGUACACCAGGGUCUUACAUUCCAAGUUACACCUCAUGGUAUCCAACUGCACACCAAGAGUCUAUGCAGCAACCGCAACUCAUGUGA